CCACAUAGAAGGGUUUCACUGUAAACAUGGAAGAAGUCUGGAGAAAAUUGGGAUGGGCAUUAGAUAUGGAAAUACUAGAUUGCAGGGAGCGAAUCACAAAGUCAUGGCACUGGUUGCGGCAACUUGUCCCAAACUGUGAUCCAUAUGCAGACAUUAGGCCACUGUAUUUGAGAUGUGUGUUGCAUAUUUUCACCACUGCUGGAAUUACCAUGGUCCCCUCUUACAACAGAUCAACAAGAUACAUCAACAGUCAUGGUGUUUGCUUUGAAACGGGAUUUCUCGUCACUGAAUAAAGUCACCAUUUCCCUUGAGGACAUGGAGAAGAAAGUUAUGGAAGUUCUUACAAAUGAAAAAAAAGCAUUUGAAAGUUGUGACGAUCGCUCGCGCAUGUUAUCAAAUACCAUCAUACGACUGUAACUAUUCGUGGUAUGUAUCGCCUCUGUCAUAGGAUAAUUAUGACUGUGUGUAUCGGUUGUUGAUCUAUUGCAUUAAAGGCAGCUCUUUGGUUUCUGCUAGAUAUAAUGUAGUUGUCUGUUGCCGUUCAGCGCUCGUUACAGAAGUAGGGAAGAGCAUUUAAAUUUCCAGAGUAAAUGUCCGCUGUUCUCACUUGCUUUUGAAAAGUCUUAACAUUUACAGGAAUCCAUUUUUAUUUACGUGGUGUAACAAAACCAAACACACAACUAAGUGGCAGCUUGAAGUAUUGUAACGAAAUGUUUUGUGAACAAAAUAGUGGGGAAAUCAAAAGAGCAGGCCGAGAAAUAACUACAAAUUAAUAAGGUUCAACAGUGUGGUGUUAAAAUUGCUUUUAUUACAGUUCAAGUAAUUUUUUAAUUCCUAGUUACUUAUCCCGCAAGAACUUUUAGGAAAUAAAAUUUAUGUUUUAUAUUU
Messenger RNA from Stylophora pistillata, 888 nucleotides. RefSeq lists its product as uncharacterized. NCBI's taxonomy places the organism in Eukaryota, Metazoa, Cnidaria, Anthozoa, Scleractinia, Pocilloporidae. The record is from RefSeq and is a predicted model, not a curated record.